This is a messenger RNA of Monosiga brevicollis MX1, 1656 nucleotides long. RefSeq lists its product as uncharacterized. The record is from RefSeq and is a predicted model, not a curated record. The transcript has 18 exons. The coding region runs from base 78 to 1535 and encodes 485 amino acids. Gene Ontology annotation, biological process: 'de novo' UMP biosynthetic process; 'de novo' pyrimidine nucleobase biosynthetic process. Gene Ontology annotation, molecular function: orotidine-5'-phosphate decarboxylase activity; orotate phosphoribosyltransferase activity. Lineage: Eukaryota; Choanoflagellata; Craspedida; Salpingoecidae.
GUGGAUUUGGUGUAUGUACUGGCCUUGGCUUUGACGGACUUGACGGAUCAGGUCGUUCUUUGGUGGGUCAAGGCAUCAUGUCUGCUGCACCGCAAAUGACCGAGGCCCAUGAGGCGCUUGUGUUGGAGCUGUUCAAGGUCGGCGCUAUCAAGUUUGGCGAAUUCACGCUGAAGAGCGGCAUUGUCUCCCCCGUCUACGUGGAUCUGCGCGUGCUCGUGUCCUAUCCCUCGCUUUUGAACCAGGUUGCUGACCUGCUGGUCGAAGCCACGAAGAGCUGCCAGUACGAUGUCUUGUGCGGCGUCCCCUACACAGCAUUGCCUUUCGCAACCAUCAUGUCCGCCAAGGUCAACAAGCCCAUGCUCAUGCGCCGCAAGGAAGCCAAGGCUUACGGUACCAAAAAAAUCAUCGAGGGCGUGUUCCAAGCUGGCCAAACCUGCCUGAUUGUGGAAGACCUGGUGACUUCUGGCCUCUCCGUAUUUGAAACGGUCAAGCCACUUGAAGAUGAAGGCCUAACUGUCCGCGACGUGGUAGUGCUGCUGGACCGCCAACAGGGCGGCGAGCAGAACAUUGUGACUCGGGGCAAGCAUCUGCACAGCAUCUUGAAGUUGUCCUUUGUUUUGGACGUGCUGCAGAAGAAGGAGCUGAUUGAGCCAAGCAUGGCUGAGCGCGUCAAGGCGUUCAUUGCCGAGAACCAAGUGACCGUAACUGCUGAUAACAAGGCACAGACUGCUGAUGCACCUUCUGCCAAGAAGGCCAAGGUCACAGGGCCAAGUUAUGAGGAUAAGCUUUCGGCAACCAGCAAUGCCGUGGCCAAGCGAUUUAUUGAAACCAUGCUGCGCAAGAAGAGCAACCUUUGUGUCGCUGUCGAUGUGACGAGCGCCGCCGACCUACUUGAAAUUGCCGCCGAGGUGGGUCGCUACACCUGCUGCAUCAAGACACACUGCGACAUUGUAAGCGAUUGGACCGAAGCGACUGCCACGGCCCUGCGCAAACUGGCUGAGGAGCUGGACUUUAUGAUCUUUGAAGACCGCAAGUUUGCUGACAUUGGCAACACAGUCAAGCUGCAAUGCUCUGCCGGCCGGUACAAGAUCGCUCAGUGGGCUGACUUUGUCAACUGCCAUGCCCUGCCGGGCCCGGGCGUCGUCGAUGGUCUCAAGGCUGCGGCGGAGGAGGUCAAGCGUGACGUUGGUAUUGUGGUUCUGGCACAGAUGAGCAGUGCGGGCAGCCUGGCCACGGGCGAGUACACUACCAAGUCGGUGGAACUCGCGCGCCAGUAUCCCCAGGAAGUGUUUGGAUUCAUUGGCCAAGAGCGAUUGGGCGACGAGGCCCACUUGGUCAUGACGCCAGGCGUCAAGCUGGCGGCAGGUGGCGAUGCGCUGGGUCAACAGUACAACACACCCCAGAGUGUAUUGGUGGAGAAGAACUGUGAUGUCAUUAUUGUGGGUCGGGGUAUUACGAGUGCCACGUCCCGGGCCGAAGCUGCUGCGGAGUAUCAAAAGGCAGGCUGGGCAGCUUAUGAAGCACGUCAGGCUUAAACCAUCAGCCAGCAAGUUGGAUCGUGGCGCCUUCUGAGGCCAAGGAAUCAGCGAGCCAGCGAGCCUUUCUUUUGUAUGGAUGCAAGCCCGCAGGCCUGCGAUAAAUUGAAAUCGAAAAGAC